Molecule: messenger RNA, 484 nt
Organism: Saccostrea cuccullata (small rock oyster)
Lineage: Eukaryota; Metazoa; Mollusca; Bivalvia; Ostreida; Ostreidae
Product: fibroleukin-like
Exons: 3
Source: RefSeq, a predicted model, not a curated record
AUGACCAAUGCAAGCAACUCAUCCCUUUACGUUUCCAUUACAUUACAAAAUGGUACAACUCUGUAUGAACUUUAUCAAAAGUUCUCUGUGUCUGGGGAGGAUGACAACUACAGACUUUAUCUAAAAGGACCAGUUACCGGAACUUUAGGUGACAGAAUAUUAGAUUCAGGGUAUCCUAAUGAUAACUUGUCAGAGAUGUACAGAAUGUUUAACAUUGAUCUGUCUUGGAUGUCAUUCCGUACCCUAGACAGAAUACAUUAUGACUGGGGUGACCGUAUGUUAGACACGGGGAGUUCCUACCUCAAUCUGUCUGGAAUGUCGUUCUCCACACCAGAUAGGGACAAUGACGGAUAUCCAUAUAACUGUGCUGUUAGUUACGGAAGAGGAGGAGGCUGGUGGUAUAACAAUUGUCACUCUGCCUACCUCAACGGUCCCUGGUCCCGUUUUUACUGGUUCUUUCCAUGGUAUCCGCCACUUAGUGAUG